AUGGAUUUAUCGCCGCUCAUCUUCAUCCCAUCGUUGGCGGCUAUCAAGGACAAAAUUAUCCCACUUACUCCCUGGUGGGCGGUUGCCUACAUGUUCUGCUGCAAUAUCGGCCUAACAAUUGUGUUUGGCACCGACACUGGUGCGGUCUACAGCGUCGCGAUUGUAGGUUAUCUGGCCGCUGGCCUCGUCAUCACAACUUUGGCUGUGAACUCCCUGGUUUAUGUCGACAAUUCUGCAUCCCAGGCAGCUGGAGCUGGCUUCAUUCUCCUGUCCAUGGUGAUCAUUGUCUGGAUUUUCUACUUCGGCUCCACGCCUCAAGCCUCGCCCCGAGGUUUCAUCGACUCUUUUGCUCUGCAUAAGGAGAGCCCUCCUCCGUAUGGAAACGGAAAGCAUCUCUCCGGCGGCUUCGGUAACCGCCCCGAGACGACGUCCAGCCAGGCGCCUCAGAUGUACACCUCGGCCCAACUCAACGGAUUCGAGACUUCUUCGCCCGUGUCGGGCUAUCCUGGUGGCGCUCCUGGCUCGGAAAACCGCAACUCUUCGGCACCCCGCUUUGGCAACCCUUCGACCAGCAAUCUGCCUGCGAACGGCAGCGGCGACGUUGCGGGCGAGGUGCCCCAGCCUACCGAAUACCCUUACCGCGCCAAGGCGAUCUACUCGUACGACGCCAACCCGGAAGAUGCCAACGAGAUCAGCUUCUCCAAGCACGAAAUUCUGGAGGUGUCGGAUGUCAGUGGCCGAUGGUGGCAGGCCCGGAAAUCGACGGGAGAAACGGGUAUCGCUCCCUCCAAAUACCUGAUUUUGCUGUGA
Molecule: messenger RNA, 810 nt
Organism: Aspergillus terreus NIH2624
Lineage: Eukaryota; Fungi; Ascomycota; Eurotiomycetes; Eurotiales; Aspergillaceae
Gene: sho1
Product: osmosensor SHO1
Exons: 3
Coding region: 1-810 (269 amino acids)
Molecular function (GO): protein binding
Source: RefSeq, a predicted model, not a curated record